AUGCAAGUGUCAGACUCGCGAUAUGAUCGCUCUUACAACUAUAUAUGGUACCAGGACAAGGGACAGUGGUCGACUCGAUUCACAGCAUGGUAUGUUCCUGGACUGCUCUACCGGGCAGAAGGAGACGACGUGGAGUGUGGUAUUGCUGCAAUCGAGAGUGUACUCGCCACUCAAAUGACCAUUGACUUCGAUGCUGCUUGGUAUGGUACUUUCAAAGUAUCACCAGAUGCGCCGGAUCCAACACCCGACGGUACACUGUACCCACCCGAUAUAUACAACACUUACGAUCCAAAUUGGAGAGAGUUCGUUGGUACGCAACUUGUUCAAAUCGUGGAAGAGUUCUCCCAUCUUCUCACUGAUGAUUUAAUAAGUCAGAUAGAAGACGCCCUAGAGAUUGGGGCGGUUGGGGAGAUGCGACGAAAUGGGAGCUACCCCGAGGACGACAACCUCAUUCUGGCUUAUACCAACCCUGCACUGAUGCGAGCGCUGACGGUAGGCUGGAUUGGGAAGCGGAGGAACAACCAGACCAUGAUUGACUAUGCCUGGAAGCAAGGCGAAGAUUUGCUGGCAUUAUAUCAACGCAACGGAUCCGACACAUUGGGGGAGUACAAUGCACCCAACUAUUACGGCAUGGACAUAUGGGCACUCGCGGCCAACAUUGCAUAUGGGCCCUCAGAUGCGCCUAUGACCAAGAACUCCAAGAUUAUUUUGUCCGACCUGUGGAAAGAUAUCGCGGCGCAUUACAAUCCCUACCUAGGAAACUUGGUAGGGCCUUAUGACCGCGCUUACAGUCGCGACGCAACGACACACUCUCAGAUUCUCACCUUGUUCUUGUGGGGAAUAUUUGGCCGUGAAAACAGUCCACAGCCUCCCAAAGGUGAAGGCGACUUCCUCUUCGAUGUGGCCCAAGGAGCUGCACUAGCUCUGAUCAUGGAUGUGGUUGGCCAACAUAUCGAUGACGACUCAGCGGCGACAUUGACAGCACAGGGCUGGUGGGAAGGUGGUCGCUUCUUGAAUAACACGAUCUGGGACGACUUAACCGCGGACAAAAAGCGGACCGCAACCUCGUGGAUCAGCGCUGGCCUCAUGAUCGGAGGCGAGACUGUUGCCGAGGCGGAAAAUCGCGGCGAUCAAUUUGUGCCCGCCAUUGUUCACUGGGCAUCGGAUCCCAAGCACACGCCGCGACCAUACAAUGGGUUCUUUUCGCUGUACCCAAGCGCAUCGACAGUCACCGCAGUAGCAGGCCCUAAUACUCUCACGGUUUCUUACCCGAAUACGACACAAGAAGGGACGAAUAUUUUCACCUUUGCACUUACUGGCAUCCCGCCUUCCUGGACGCUCAAGAACCGGCAUAUAGUCACAGGGUUCGACGACCUUCCGUGUUUGGACGUCAAUGUGUCUGCCCCGGGGCUUAAACCGUUGGAUGUUGCAUACGGCGCAACCCUCCGUGACCACUGGAUCUACAAUAUCUCGUACGCUGUACCGGCAAACUUUUCGGGAACGCCGCAGGUUCAUUUUGAACUGGAGUAUACGUGUUAA
This is a messenger RNA of Pseudomassariella vexata, 1539 nucleotides long. RefSeq lists its product as uncharacterized. The coding region runs from base 1 to 1539 and encodes 512 amino acids. The record is from RefSeq and is a predicted model, not a curated record. Lineage: Eukaryota; Fungi; Ascomycota; Sordariomycetes; Amphisphaeriales; Pseudomassariaceae. The transcript has 3 exons.